Messenger RNA from Fulvia fulva, 1062 nucleotides. RefSeq lists its product as uncharacterized. Gene Ontology annotation, cellular component: extracellular matrix. The coding region runs from base 1 to 1062 and encodes 353 amino acids. The transcript has a single exon. The record is from RefSeq and is a predicted model, not a curated record. Gene Ontology annotation, molecular function: cell adhesion molecule binding. Lineage: Eukaryota; Fungi; Ascomycota; Dothideomycetes; Mycosphaerellales; Mycosphaerellaceae. Gene Ontology annotation, biological process: extracellular matrix organization; cell adhesion.
AUGGCGGCUCCAAGGCUUUACAUACUGCUAGCAUCGCUCUCGCACCUGUGCAUGGCAAAUGCGCAUACCAUUGCGCCUCGCCAGAAUGAUCUCCAACCCGUCCUCACCACUCUCCGCAACACCCCAGACCUCAGCACCUUCUACUCCCUCUUCGCCUCCACAGGCGGCGACUCCGGCAUCCCAGCUCCCGCCUUCGAAGAGCGCUUCAACGACAACCGCGACAAGCGCCGCUGGACAAUCCUCGCACCCAUCAACUCCGCAUUCGAGGGUCUUUCCCACGGGUUUAUCGACAUUUUGACAGCGCCACCAGCGUAUGAACUCCUCGCCGCUGUUCUCCGCAGCCACGUCAUUCAGGGCAAUUACUCGUUCGUCGAUCUGACAUACCCCGGUGGCAGGACGUUGGAAGCGGUUGAGGGCUUUACAGUGACGUUUGCUGAGGAUGGGGAUAUCUUUACGAACGAUGGUUUGACGGAGUCUGCGAAGAUGAGGGCAUCGCAGGCAACGCUGGAUCUGAGUGGGCAUGGAUAUGUCCCGGCUUCGAAUGGUGGGAUCUAUAGGAUCGACAAUGUGCUGGCCUUCUUUGAGACGUACUUUGGCAUUGACAAGAAGACUGAUGCUCUGCCACCGAAGAGGACACGCUCUGGCACUAUGGCCGAUGUGCUGAAAGAGAACCCAAAUCUUUCGACCUUGAGGAAGACGUUGGAAGAAGACGAACCUGAGUUGGUGGAACGGUUGUCGCUGUUUGAGGAGAAAGAAGGGGACAACAGAAGGACUGUGUAUCUGGCACCUAGCAACGCUGCAUUCGAAGUGCUGCCUGGAGGGGCGGACGAGAAGGCGACACAGCAGAGCAAUGACGAGGCGACAUCGUACUUGCUGUCAUUCGGGCUGGGAACAUAUGAAGAUGGCUCGAAGGUUGUCCAGUCGGAUUCGGGCUUCAACAUCACCGUCGAUGGAGGAAUGGCAAAUAAUGCUAAAGUGCAGGACCGAGUGUGUACGGACAAUGGCUGUGUGUGGAUCAUGGGAAGGUGGUUGGAUCCGUUCUAUGGAGUCUUCGACCACUGA